Exophiala xenobiotica is the source of this 2230-nucleotide messenger RNA. RefSeq lists its product as hypothetical. The coding region runs from base 355 to 1773 and encodes 472 amino acids. The transcript is spliced from 3 exons. Gene Ontology annotation, molecular function: oxidoreductase activity, acting on paired donors, with incorporation or reduction of molecular oxygen; iron ion binding; heme binding. Lineage: Eukaryota; Fungi; Ascomycota; Eurotiomycetes; Chaetothyriales; Herpotrichiellaceae. The record is from RefSeq and is a predicted model, not a curated record.
GCGUUCGGCGCGCAAACCCUCAUUGAGCCCUCGCUAAGUCUAGGCGGACCUCUAGACUCAGGCCAGGUUGAUAUUGUGCCCGAGAUCAUUGGUCCAGGUGAGAUUCUCGCAUGCCUCAUGUCUUUUUCGACCGCGGCUAUGAAGAUACCCGUGGCGUGGUGGGGAGCUGUCUUCAUGGGGAUGGGGAUCUGUGUCUAACUACUGACACAGUAUGCUCGUUGAAUUCAGUCGUCCAUUACAGAUUUUUGCUUGAGCCAUGUUAUCCGUACAAGCAAGACUGAAUGAAUCGUUGAACCAAAGCUGUUCUUGAACACUUGGAAGCCAUCUCCUCGAUAUCCUGGUCCAUUCUCUACGAUGGACAUCCUGUCGCUGCGAAGAUAUCUCCCCACCAGCCCAUCUCUGGCUCUUCUCACAAUCACCAGCACAUCCCUCAUCAUCUAUGUCUUUGUGCUUUCCGUCUACCGUCUAUACUUCCAUCCCAUUGCGCACUUUCCAGGUCCCAAGCUCGCCGGUCUGACAAGAUGGUACGAGUUCUACUACGAGCUGGUCAAGAAAGGCCAGAUGACAUUUCACAUUCAAGAACUCCAUAAGAAAUAUGGCCCGAUAGUCCGAGUAACACCAAAUGAACUACAUGUGCUUGACUCCGACUAUUUCGAAGAACUCUACGUCAAGUCUGGCAAACUGGACAAAUAUGCUCCGUUUUCAGCUCGAUUUGGUACCGACGACACUUUCUUCACGGCACCAUCUCACGAGUAUCACCGCCGACUGCGCAACUCAGUCGCGCCCUACUUCUCCAAGCGCAAGAUCAUGGACUUCCAACCAGUCAUUCGUGCCAAGUUGGACACACUCUGCUCCAAGAUUGCCGAGUACGCUGGAACAGACAGAGUACUGCCCCUGCACCGGGCUUGGACUGCAUUGACUGGAGAUGUUGUGACGGAAUUCUGCUUCGCCAAAGCAUACAAUCACCUUGACUCGCCGGAUUUUGAGGAGACCUUCCACGAGCCUAUGCAUGCUGCAUGCGAAUCGUCCAGCGUGCUGAUGCAAUUUCCAUGGCUGUGGCCCAUAAUGAACAGCUUGCCGGACUGGGUAGUUGUACGGGUCGAACCAAAGAUGCACAUGCACAUCCAGGUGCAGCACGACUUCGAGCGCACCAUUUCGGCACUGAAACAAGACCAUGACGAGACCCAUAAGUCCGUAGACCAUGCCACCCUCUUCCACGAAAUGCUCAACAGUGAUCUCUCACCCAAGGAGAAAUCCGUCAGCCGCAUGGUACAAGAAGCACAAGUCAUUAUUGGGGCCGCCAUCCUGACCACCUCCUGGGCCGCGGCCGUUGCAAGUUUCCACAUCAUCAACAAUCCGGCCAUAUUCAACGAGUUGAGGGCCGAACUCGAAGAAGCGAUCCCUGACCCGAACACAAAACCGGAUUGGCAGAACCUCGAACACCUGCCAUAUUUGAAUGGAUGUAUCAAAGAAGGGAUUCGCCUAGCCUAUGGCAUCGCAUCACGUCUGCCUCGCGUAGCACGGACAGACUUGAAGUACAAGGAAUGGACAAUCCCGGCCGGUACGCCGGUUUCCAUGACGAUUGUGGACAUGAACCACGAUGAAGAGGUCUUCCCACAGUCACGAUCGUUCAUCCCCGAGCGCUGGCUGAAUAAUCCGACGACAAAAGAUGGUCAGAGUCUGGACAGGUAUUUCGUCGGCUUCGGGAAAGGUGCCAGGUCGUGUAUUGGUCUGAAGUACGUUUCUUCCAGCCCUCAUCAUCUUGUAUGCUGACACGUAGCAGUCUUGCCCAGGCGGUAUUGUACAUGGGUCUUGCAGCUGUCUUCAGGAAAUUUUCUUUCGAGUUGUAUGAGACCGACGUGUCGGAUACAAUUCUUGCUCAUGAUUACUUUGUGCCGACAGUGAAGCUGGACACCAAAGGUAUCAGGGUGAAGGUGAAGUCGGUUGAGAAGUAGCACAAUGUCGACUAAACCCAUGCCCUAUUACUAAGGUGAUGGGGCCUAAAGGCGGUCGGUAGUCCAUGAAACAUUCAUGUAUACGAUGUAGAUAGGACUGAAGUCGAAGUUGCAAGCCCCUUGAUACUCCAGCAUUGAUCCGCGAACAGCAACUUUGUCAAGCUGGCGGCAAGAAGGAUGCAUAUAGCCCAGCUUGAAUGAGCGCGUAGAGAAUCAUCCAACGUAUAAUGACAGAUGCGCAUUUCGGCCGGUCCCUAGCGCUUGCUGCUAACCAG